UGUCACUGGUGAGACAGCAUGGGAGAGGAGGCAGAGAUUGCAGAAAGGGAAAUCUGUAUGUUUUUACAAAAAAAUUUUAUUCAAAUGCAAAAUUCCAAUAACUGACACUGUAAAAACAUGCUCAUAUUUGGUUGCAGGGAAGUGGAAGGCCUUCUACACAGAGGCAAGGAUCCCAGGCCCCAUCUUCAUCACAGACCCAAUCCUCAGCUCAGCCCCCACCAAUACAUCAGCCUUACACUAUGGCCUCAUCCAACCAGGCAGCAGGGUCACAGCCACAAGCUCCAGCUCCACAGCCACAAGCUCCAUGGUCACAGAACCCAAGUCAAUGGUACUCUUUAGACUUUAGGUACACAGUUAGAGGAGCUCCUUGGUUCUCUUCAAGCCAGCCAACACCACACACUCCUGCAGAAACAUGGGACAGUAGACCACAAUCAUCACAGCCUACAAGACCACCUGCUACCAGAGGAGCUGCUUUGAGAGGAAGGAGUGAUGCAGCUAGAGCUCAGAAAUGUAGAACAAGAGGUGGAAAGGCCAGCUGUGGUGUGAGAGGCAGGGGCAGUAAAUGAAGACUAAGUCAAGAUACUUUUGUUGCUAUGUAUUAGGGUUAUGUAGAGUUAGGGUUUUAUGUAGUGUUAGGGUUAGG
Molecule: messenger RNA, 643 nt
Organism: Quercus robur (English oak)
Lineage: Eukaryota; Viridiplantae; Streptophyta; Magnoliopsida; Fagales; Fagaceae
Exons: 2
Coding region: 240-566 (108 amino acids)
Source: RefSeq, a predicted model, not a curated record